AAUUGGCACUUUUGGUAUUGACUUGUGGUGUGGAGUGGAGGUGUGGAGGCGAGGCGAGGUGUCAUUGCUGUUAUUGUUUUGAUUACCGAAUACCGAAUAAAUAACUUUGUGAAUUUGUGCUAAUACUAUUAUAGUAUUAAGAACAAAAUCUGAGGAUGUAUUGUCAACUCUGUCACACAGAGAUGUCGCCAUCUCACGACAGUAGCUCAGGGCACCGGGCAGCGCGAGAGCUUGUUGCUGCUGCCUUGGACAGACUGAGAAAUCAUCUUUCUGCUGCGGACUCCACUGAAGUUUCUAAAGCAUCGUCCGAGGCGGAGACAGACAAGACUGCAAAGACUCCGGAAGCUGUCAGUUUCUGUGACACUUGUAACAUUGUGUAUCCCAUCAACGAACAGACGUCCCACUACAGACAGAAGAAACAUGCCUUGGCAGUGCUCAAUGAACAGGCGUUUGAAGAGCUUGUACAAGCAUAUAUCGGCGAGGAACCAAAAUUGGAGACACCGAGCGAAGCGAGCGACGAUGUUGCAUUUGUCGACGAGACAGAAGCUGUCAACACAUACACCUGUCACCUAUGCGCGCUCGAAGUACCUCGCGUAUUCCGCGCCGAGCACGAGCGUAGCUCGCGACACCGCGCGAGCCGAACAUUCGCGGUCGCCGCCGCUCGCAGCGCUCGCGACACGCUCGCUCCGAACGUAGAUAGAUGUGAUGGAAGUAAGAAGUUUAGUGGCAAAAUGAUGAGGAAGUUGCUGAAAGCGUAUACUGGGGCUGAAGUUGAAAGUACUGAAAAUAUAGAAGAACCGGAGCCAUCCAACUUAGAACCAGAGCCGUCCAACCCAAAACCAGCAUUGAACCCAGAACCAGACUCAAUGAAAACCGAACCAAAAUUAACACCCAAACAAUACUUCACAGACAUCCUACCAUCCCUGCCUUACAUUGGCACCUUUUACACCUUAUAUGUCGACAAUACUGAAUUUGUCACUAUUAAAAUUGGCACAGAAACCCUAAAUAUACAUGUGAACAAUUUAAAUGGGUUGUAUAAUAUAGAUGGGAAGGAGGAAUAUUAUAUGAAUUGUAGACUUUGCGAUGGGUUUUCGACGGUGCAUUAUCCAUCGAUGGGACAGCAAGAUAAGUUGCAUAUUAUGUCGCUGGGACAUGUCAAGAAUAUGUUGUCGCCCGUUGACAAUGUGCAUCUAAUAAGGAAGGUCGACGACAGCCAUUUCAUAUGCCACCUCUGCAAUCUACACAUAUCUCCAUUCGCAGUCGAAAACCACAUAUUAAAGGACAUCAGACACACCGCAGCUCUAACUGAAGCUUUAGAACGAGGGAAACACUUCAAAGAAAGCAGCGAUCACUUGAAAAUCAUGAUCUACGUGCCACCAGCACCGAAACCAAGUAUUUUCAAAAAUAAUCAGAGUAAAUGGGCUUUUGGUAUACCUCAACAACCCAAAAAUACGCUUUUUGGCGCCCAAAAUGCUUUUGGAACAACAGGUGCUCAAACUUUUGGAUAUGCACAGAACGUUAGUGCGCCAAAUUCUGGUUAUGGAACACCUGCUUGGAAUUCUGUUGGUCAAAAUACGGGUUUUGGCAGUGGUCAAACGUUAUCUGGCAAUUCUAGUGCCCAAAAUACAGGUUUCGGAAGUGCUUUUGGGAGUGCUAGUGUUCAAAUUGCUGGUUUUGCCAAUUCUACUGCUCAAAAUACCGGUUUUGGUAGUUCUACUGUUCAAAAUGCAAGUUUUGGUAGCGCUCAAUCAAGCAAUUUUGGUACUAAUGCGCAGAGCAAAAGUAGUCUUUUUGGCACUACUCAAAAUACAGGUUCGUUUGGCAAUGCUCAAAACUCUCCUAGCUUUGGCGCAGCACAAAAUAAAACUACUGGUUUUGGCGCAGCGAAUAGCGUGUUUGGCGUAGCACAAAACACCACAAAUUAUGGCACAGCACAGAAUGCCAGUUUUGGCGUUGCGAAUAACGCUACAGGUUUUGGCAUAGUACAGAAUAAAGGUACCGUUUUUGGCGCAGCGCAGAAAAGUAUUUCAAAUAACUCUACCGGUUUUGGCGUAGCUCAGAAUAAAACUACCGGUUGUGGCGCAUCGCCUAAUAACGCUGCAAGUUUCGGCGCCCAAAAUAGUGCCACUAAUCUUACCGCAGUUCCGAUAAAAGCUUUAAGCACUGGUACAACACCGACUAACGGUACUAGUUUUGGCGUAGCACAGAGUAAAGCUAGUUUUGGCGCACAAAAGAAUACUAAUCCUGGCGUAAACCAGAAAAGUACCGGUUUUGGCGCAACAGUCGCCUCUGAUUUUGGCGCAGUUCAAAAAGCUAUUGGUUCUAUUUUUGACAACGCACAGCCUUCUACCCAAAAACAAAGUGAACCAGCCAAAGACGUUGACAAACAGUCAAAGAAUUUCACUUUUAAUACGUCACAAAUUGUGACUACCGGCUUUAAGUUCAUUCAAAGUCAAUCUGAUAAAAGUUCACAAGAUAAACAAAAUAAAAAGCAGACAAAAACAGAUAGUUACGAUAAAGUACAGAGAUCUAAACGCUCUCCUCCGAGGAGAUUAAAUUAUUCUUCUUCAUCGUCAGACUCAGAAUAAGAUUGUAAAUCGAAUCUUCGAAAAAUCAA
Messenger RNA from Cydia pomonella (codling moth), 2617 nucleotides. RefSeq lists its product as uncharacterized. The transcript has 7 exons. Bases 156 to 2588 code for a protein of 810 amino acids. NCBI's taxonomy places the organism in Eukaryota, Metazoa, Arthropoda, Insecta, Lepidoptera, Tortricidae. The record is from RefSeq and is a predicted model, not a curated record.